UGCAUUGGCGGCGAUGAAGGAUCGAUCGAUCUCACCCAGCCCAUCACCACCCGACCCGACAAGCGCCUGCAUCUCGAUAUCAGGGCAUUGAGGUCCUCCGUCGUGGGCCAGCCAUCUCAUCGCCUCGUAUCGACCUUGGUGACAUGGCCAAAGAGAGUGUUGCUAGAGCAGACACCGUUCCGAUUCGCUGACCAGGCACAUGUGCUGCUUGCGGUUCCGUUCCUCCAGCACCGACUCCGAGCCUAUCCAACCACACUUUCCUUUGAUCCAGCCAUCGACGUCCAGUCAACAUGUCAUUGUUCAAAGCACCACCCCUUGCAGAUCUGCUGGACGCCGCUGGCCUCGACUGGACUUCGGCGACCGUCGCUGCCGUAGCGAUCGUGCUGACCUCGCUGCUCAUCGGCUUCCUUCGUUCCUUGCGAUCGCCCGUCGCACUCGUCUAUGGCGCCGAGACAGUCCAGAUUGCUGUCGUCGAUGAAGACCAAGUCCGCAGAGUCCCGUUCGCCCAGUUCCUGAAAACCACUUGCCCGGCUCUGUUUGGGCCGGCGGCCUCCUACUACCCGACCGUUUGGCUGGCCAGCGGCCAUGCUCAGACCAUCUUCGCCAGCGUCCGCAACUACCUGGUCAAGAACGGUCCCGUCUUUGGCAAUGGGCUAUCGUAUGAGCGCGAAAUCGUGACCCUUCCCGACGGCGGCAGCAUCUCGCUGGACUGGUGUCCAGGCAACAAGGGCCUUCCCUUCGAUGACACCCCGAUCGUUGUGUUGAUGCACGGCAUUUCUGGCGGCUCCCACGAAUCGUACGUCAAGGACACGAUUGCCGAGAUAGCCGCCGGCCCCCAUCGCUAUCGAACCGUCGUUGUCAACUUCCGUGGCUGUGCCAACACCAAGAUCACGACAAGCCAGUUGUACUCUGCUGGCUACACAGACGACUACAAACUUGCGCUCGAGCACAUCCAGAGAUGCUGCCCCGGCGCCCCGAUGAUUGGCGUUGGGUUUUCUCUGGGCGCCAAUAUCAUGCUCAAAGCACUUGGUGAGAUGGGAACCGCAUGCCCCCUGGUCUCGGCCGUCUCUGUCUCCAAUCCCUAUGACAUGCUUGUCAGUAGUCGUGCCGUCCACCGCCAGUGGUUUGGCUCCAAUGUCUACUCCAAGGUCAUGGCGAUGAAGCUGAAGAGUGUCUUCAAAGAGCACAUUACACACUUUGAGAACCACGACGAGAUCGAUGCGGAUCAUGUGCUUCAGUCUCGCAACACGACCGAGUUCGAUGAUCGCAUGACACGGCGUUCCUUCCGAUACCGAUCUGUGGACGAGUACUACCGGCUGUCGUCGUCGGUGCUGCAACUUCCCAACGUCCGAAUUCCAAUGCUGUGCUUGCACAGCUUGGACGAUCCCAUCUCGGACAGGGAGGCAAUCCCGUUUGGAGAGGUGCGGUGCAACCCGUACGUGGUCUUGGCGACUACGCCCCGGGGCGGACAUCUGGGCUGGUGGGCAGGCCAGCUCAAGCCCAAGCGCUGGUUUCCGGUGCCGGUCAGUCAGUACAUCACAGCCAUGUUUGAGAACUAUACGCGAUUGCCCAAGGAUCUCCAGGAGUCCUUCCACGAACCCGUUGGUCUGACCAAGCCGUUGAUACCGUCGCGUAUCAUCUUGCCUUUCUCGACCCCGCUGGACGACCACGUCGUGCGAAGCGAAUCGCGCCUUGGUUUCGGCUUUGGCGGCUCGCCCGAGCCCAGCGACGAGAGUUUGACGGACGAAACAUCUGUGACGUCGUAGAUGGGUGGAGAGGCUCUCGAUGACAAUCACACUGUGAAGUGUAUGAUGGGCCAGAUACUCUGAGCCGCUGCCUCAUUCACCCAGAGCCCACACAAGACGGACGUGAGUAUGUUGGGGAUAUCGACAGCUGGGCUCCUAGACGAGCCAAUACACAGUCCAGUUGCCAAUUCCUGUGCUGCAGACAGGACUUGCGCGUUAUAUGGAUGGAUAUUUCAAG
Molecule: messenger RNA, 1983 nt
Organism: Polychytrium aggregatum
Lineage: Eukaryota; Fungi; Chytridiomycota; Chytridiomycetes; Polychytriales
Product: Alpha/Beta hydrolase protein
Exons: 6
Coding region: 291-1766 (491 amino acids)
Biological process (GO): medium-chain fatty acid biosynthetic process; medium-chain fatty acid catabolic process
Molecular function (GO): acetylesterase activity; monoacylglycerol lipase activity
Source: RefSeq, a predicted model, not a curated record